Molecule: messenger RNA, 2748 nt
Organism: Clupea harengus (Atlantic herring)
Lineage: Eukaryota; Metazoa; Chordata; Actinopteri; Clupeiformes; Clupeidae
Product: target of Nesh-SH3
Exons: 19
Coding region: 14-2155 (713 amino acids)
Biological process (GO): positive regulation of cell-substrate adhesion; extracellular matrix organization
Molecular function (GO): protein binding
Source: RefSeq, a predicted model, not a curated record
GUACGGGGGGAACAUGUUCUCCAAACAGUACAUAGAGCUGCCAAAGGAUGGACAACCUUACUAUGGAGAGAUGGAUGCUGAGCCAAAAUACCUGAUCUCUGUUCAGCCCAUCCAACCCAAUGAAGUGAAGACACAGUGCACAGGUAAAGCGGACUUCCAGAAGCCACUGCACCUGGUGAUUGGUUCCGUUACCCCCACUAAGGUGAUGCUGUCCUGGGGAACUCUGCUCAAGACCCCCUACACACACACCACUGAUGACUGCCCACAGGACGGGCAGUACACCAUACGGUACCGUGAGCAGGAGUCCAAGCCCACUCCGGAACCCACUCCAGAACCCACUCCAGAACCAGAGCGGAAGUGGAGGUACCAGACAUGUCCCAGCAGCGCCACGGUCAUCGACCGCCUCAAGCCCAACACCUCCUACGAGUUUGGGGUGCGGGCCGACCCUCAGCGGGGCGCUGGGCCCUGGAGCCCCCCGGUGGUCCACAACACCAACGCCAGCGUCGUCAUGGAGAAGCUCGUGUCCCUCAUCGAGAACAGCAACACAGAGAUCCAGAAACCCUUCAAACCCCCUGUGAUGCCCAUCAUGUCUAUUCCUAAGGAGCCAUUCCUCCCCAGGAAAGUCCUCCUGAACAGGACCUUGGGUGUAAUGCCCCUUCCCAAGAACCUCAGCCUUCCAGGAACCAGGAGAAUUCUGGGUCGCGGCGACCAGCGGCAAAGGGUACGGCUGCCCGGGCCUCGGCCGUCAGUCACCACCCUCCUACGGACACGCAGGCCUAACCCAGGCCCCGCCCCUGGCAUCAAAAGACCACGCCCAUAUCACAGAAACUCCACCCUCUCUCCCCGCAAAACAGGUGUGGCAGGGGAAGGGAUGCAGGGUGUUACUCUCACCAAACCAGCACCCAAACCCCGUAACGGAUCCUCUGUGUUUAAGCGUCCCUCCCGCCCUGUGACAAAGGGGCUCAAUCAGGUGGUGAAGCACGAGAAAAAGCAGGAGGAGAAGGUGCGGAUGCUUGACCUGAAGCAGGUGGACCCUGUGCCCGCCCCCAAGCCCACAAUCCAGCGCACCUCUCGGAAAUCCACCACGCAACCGCCCCAGAAAACUCCGCCCACCACGCAACCGCCCCAGAAAACUCCGCCCACCACGCAACCGCCCCAGAAAACUCCGCCCACCACGCAACCGCCCCAGAAAACUCCGCCCACCACUCAGCAGCCCCAGAAAACCCCACCCUUCUCCUACUUUAACGGCACUCGGUUUGACUCUGAAAACGCGUCCAUCUUUAGCCCAGUACCAACCUCCAAUGUGGACUCCAUGGGGAAGGAGCGCUUCAUAGCCCCACACGUGAUCUACCAGACGGACAAGCGUCCCGAGGAGCCGUGCUCCAUCACCCAGACGCUGAGCCACUUCCCCGAGGACGAGCCCAGCGAGGUCAACGUCACCGCGCCCCCCAAAGUGCCCCCCUCUAACGUGACCGUGGUGGCUGUGGAGGGGUGCCCCUCCUUCAUCAUCCUAGACUGGGAGAAAUCUGACAACGAGACCACAGAGUAUGAGGUCACCUCCUCCACUAAAGGUCCAGAGGGGAAAGAAGUGUCCGUCGUGGUGACCAACAAAACACACACGGCUGUGGAGAACCUGAAGCCAGAGAGCAGGUAUGAGUUUACUGUGACGCCCAAGAAUGAGCUGGGCACUGGUCCUUCCAGUGAGCCAAUCACCUUCAGCACAGAGUCAGCGGAUCCUCGCGUGGCGGAGGUUACAGGCAAGCGGGCCAUCUGGUCCACGUUCCCCUUCAAGCUGGACAUGGACUCCGAGUGCAACGGGCACCAGUACAUCAAACGGACCUGGUACCGCAAGUUCGUGGGGAUUCAGCUCUGCAACUCACUGCGCUACAAGAUCUACCUGAGCGACUCCCUCAGGGGUCCGUUCUACCACAUCGGGGACCAGUCAGGCAAUGGGGAAGAUCACUGCCAGUUUGUCGACUCCUUCCUCGACGGACGCACAGGCAGCUCCAUACCCUUCAACCAACUCCCUGAAACACAAGGUUUCUACAGGGCCGUGCGCCAAGAGCCUGUGGAAUUUGGAACCAUCGGAGGAAAUUCCCACAUCAACUACGCCUCCUGGUACGAGUGCGGAGUCGCCAUCCCGGGGAAGUGGUAGGACCCCCCCCUGUGGGCUGGCCACAGAUCUGCCUGAGAGAAAGACUGGUCCAGAGAGACGAGAGACUGCCCGCGAUGCCAAGACAAUCCUGUGGCUUGGGCGUCUCCUGAGCAUGUGUGUAAGAUAUAUCUGUAAUCUUCAAGAGUUAUUGAUCCCCACCAAAGAACCUGCACCGCACCGCACAGCUACAGCUAAUGCUACAGCUACUGCUAUUCCAGACACAUGAAUCUCAUUGAGAGUCGGUGAGACAGAAGGGAGAUCUAUAAAACACAGACUGGGAGGUUCAUCAGGCGUCCUGAUGCAGGUCGGACAAGGUGCUGUUAUUUAUAAAGCAUAUCAAUGCUACCAGUAGAAACACACACGCACACGCACACACACACACACACACACCCCAAACACUCUGAUAUGUACUAUUGUAGCUUUGCUGAACAUCUUAAGGGGUCCAGGCGGUCUCUGCACAUAGACACGAGUCUUUAUGUAUAUGGAGUAAUAGAGCUUAUUUAUCACAGACAUGCUUACGUCCUAUCUGCCAUCUGUGUGUGUGUGUGUGUGUUUAUGUGUGUGUGUGUGUGUGUGUAUGUGUGUGUGUGUGU